CUGAUUCUUUGCCUCUCACUUGGGUUCUACUUUGCACUUGUCUUCAAGCCAUUCUCCACACAAAGCAUUACUUUGCCAUAUAACAAUAUGCAUUCUUGCACAAAACCUUGCUUCUGCUUGUCAGCCACAAACGUACAACCUACGAAAACCAAUGUAUCGCACACGCGAGACGAACCCUCAUUUUCUCCCCGUGCAACCACUAAACCAGCCGCAGCCACCAGAGUCUGUCACCAACCCGAAUCCCCGUGUUCCCUAUUUGCAACCACAAAACCAACUGCAGCCACCAGGGUCUGUCACCAACCCGAAUCCCCGUAUUCGACACUUGCAACCACAAAACCAACCGCAGACAGCAGGGUCUGUCACCAACCCACAUUUUCUUCCCUCACAGCCACCGACUCAACAGCAUCAGCCCCCGCGGUCACAGCUCCAUCCCAGUCAUGAACUCCCUGCACAGCCCCAAGCACGGCCCCCAUCCGGUCCCACCUUUGAAUUGGCUCCACAGCCACAAACACGACCAAAGCGUCAAAAACGACCAAAGGCGCAACAUGGUGCUGGCCUCCUGUCUGAUCCCACAAGGUCACAUCUCGGUCCUGACCUCCACACUCCUCUGUCACAGCCACGUCCCCAACGUCAACCUCGCGACACUCAACUCUCCGUUGGAGCCUCACCAACACAACCAAACCAACCGCCACCACGCUUAGGUCAUCCAGCAGGCCCGCAACAUCAGCAAUCCUCAGUUCAGAGAAUUCCACCACCUCGCAAAACUAAGCCUUUUACAUGGUGCAUUGCCAUCCUCUGUGCAAUUUUCUGGAUCAUAAUCAUCCUAGUAGGCCUCAUUGUUCUCAUAAUAUAUCUCGCAUACCAUCCAAAAAGCCCGAAGUUCGAUGUAGCAGGAGCAACCCUGAAUGCAGCAUAUCUUGACAUGGGCUAUCUCCUUAAUGCAGAUAUAACUUUUUUGGCCAACUUCACAAACCCAAACAAGAAAGUGAAUGUCAACUUCAAGCACAUCAUAAUCAAUCUGUAUUUUGAUGGAAUUCCUAUUGCCACAAGGUAUAUUGAUCAUUUUCAUGUGAGAAGGCAACAAUAUCAUCUUGCAAGUGUUCAUAUGGUAACAAGCCAGGUUAGGCUUUCUCCUGUACAUAGCCAAAAGCUCAAGAAGCAAAUCGCAAGUGGCAAAGUCCAAUUUGAUAUUAAGGGUCUGUUCAAAGCAAAAUCUAAGUUGGGUAAUGUCCUCAAGUAUUCAUAUUCGUUAUAUGGUCACUGUAGUAUUGUUUUGACAGGCCCUCCCACUGGAGUUUUGGUGGCAAAGACUUGCUAUACCAAACGGUAGCUAUUGUGAGAGAUCCGUUUCUUGUUUCAUCAUCUAGAAAUGAGGUUUUUGAUAUC
This is a messenger RNA of Daucus carota subsp. sativus, 1386 nucleotides long. Its product is annotated as NDR1/HIN1-like protein 13. The record is from RefSeq and is a predicted model, not a curated record. The transcript has a single exon. Bases 152 to 1330 code for a protein of 392 amino acids. NCBI's taxonomy places the organism in Eukaryota, Viridiplantae, Streptophyta, Magnoliopsida, Apiales, Apiaceae. Gene Ontology annotation, cellular component: plasma membrane.